UCCACGACUAGCAGAAGUACGAUAUCUAGUGACUGAUCUGGCAGGGAAAUUCACGUCAAACCAUGUUUCUUCAGUGUUUUUCUUGAUAUUUGUAAGGGAGUUCAUUUUCUGUUGACUCGAUGAAAACCUUCUAAGAUAAUGUCGUCCGUGAAGAAAUUAAGUUUGAGUGGAUUUAAGUCCACUUUCAAGCGUAAAACAAGCCGAGGGAUUUCUCGGAAUCAUUCUCCCGCACAGCUCAAUGGAGACUUGCAACAAGGAUGCUUGUGUGACAACGACUUGAGCAAAUCGAACGGCGAGUACCAGAAUAUCCCGACCAAAAACAGGUCAGGUAAUGUAAAAUCCGAGGAAAUUACUCCCACUUUUAAUGAUAAACACAGUCUGAAGAAUCGGGAGUCUAAAUCAAGUCGAUGGGGUUUGCGUCAAAAGGCUGAUGGCAAGAGCAAAUACGGGAAUGAAAGUGAAACAAUGAUUAACAGUUGUGAACCCGGAAGUGGUGUUGAUUCGGAUCGCGAUUGCAUGGUUGAUGAUUCUGCUGUACUAUGCAACCCCCCGUCUGCAAAUGGACACAUUGUAAUGAGAAAUCGAAAUAUGAACGAGUAUGAUAUUGAUACUGGGUAUGUUGGAGCCAGGUCUGUGUCAUCACCCCGCAUUUCAAAUAACCAUUCAUUUCAUGAAGGCAUUUCCAGUCAUUAUAUAAAUAAUCCUAAGUCAAGAAAAAGUGAGACUGAGCCUGAGGUGCUUCCCGAUGCAGAAAAUAAGCGCACAAACCAAACAACAGAAUAUAAUCGCCCAUUGCCUGUGCCUACGUGUAGCUCUGUUAAUGAUAAACAUUGUGAAAAUGAAGUUCAAACAAACGUGAAUAAUAUGAUGUGCGAUAUAAACGAUAAUGCUGCAAUCUUUGAACAAAGACUUGAUGAGUGCCUAGAAAAUAACAUGUGUUUGAAGGAUGUUGACGAAAGUGUUCCAUCUACAGAAACCCCACCAGCCAUUCCACCUAAGCCUGCAUCACUCUACUGCAAUGGUCAGUGGCAAUUGCAAGAUGAUAAGGACCCUGACUCUGUUCAGUCAAAGAAUAUGAGGAAUUCAACCUUGUCUCUUGGCGAAAAUCCUGAUGUUCCUCCACGCCCCCCUGCACGCUCUAAAAGGAGACACGGUGUGGAUUUGAGUCUGCCGUUCAACAGGAUGUACUUGGAAAUGAAAGAAAGAAGCUGCAGCCAGACUGUACCUGUAUACGAGGACGUGAAGGUGGAGCUUGGUCUGGAGAGUGGCGGUCUUGCAGGAGAGCUGUCAAAGCUUCCUCGUCAACCUUGGUACUGGGGUCCAAUGAGUCAAGAUGAAGCAGAGGGUAAGCUUAGUGAUGCUGACGACGGCAGCUUCCUGGUGAGGGAUAGCUCCGAUGAUAGGUAUCUACUUACGUUGAGUUUCAAGUCCAGUGGUCGUACCCUCCACACGCGUAUCGAACACCGUAACGGCCUCUUCAGUCUCAACGAUUCAGAGGGACAUGCCUCGGUCAUUGAGCUCAUAGAGAAUGCUGUCAAAGAAUCGCAGGGUGGAGUCUUUGGUUACAUGAAUGACUCCACAGGAAUCCAGAACUUCCCUGCUAGACUCACCCAUUGGGUAUCCAGAUACAGUGAAGUGAAGUCUCUGCAGUACCUCUGUCGCUUUGUGAUACGGGAAACAUACCCCAGACAUCAUAUCCGGCAUCUUCCACUUCCUAAGAAGAUCAAUGAAUAUAUCCUAGAAAAUCAGUACUAAAAUCAUUCUAUUUGAAUUUGUUGAAUCAUGAAUUGAAAUGCUGAAUUGUUCCAAAGAUGUUUUUUGAGUGCUCUUUUAUAAAGCAUUUUGUACUAACAGCAUAUAUUUUAUAUAUUUUUUUCAAAUAUAAGAGGUUUACAUGUGUCGUAAUGAGAAUACCUUGUAGGCCUUUACUGUACUACUAAACUACUACAUGUACUUCUACUAACAGUAAAAUGUAUACUAAUCUACAAUUUGUAGAUAUUCAUUGUUUUGAGAGAAUACAGUGUACAUGUAUGACAAAACCUUACUUGAUUUUAAUAUAAGAAAAUAUACUUCCAUAGCACGGUACUACAUGUAAUAGUGAUUCAAAGAAUGUUGACUGGUACUGUAUGUACCACCAUGCAUAAGUAAGAGAGACUACACCCACUCGGUAAAUGUUUCUUAGAUUUUCAACCGUCUAUAAAAGAUAUUAAUAUGGUAAAGAAAGAAUUUUAGUACUGUUCUUUGUAUGCAACAGCUCCUUACAGACUUUUGCUUUGAAAUUGGUAAAAGUGGCUCGCAUCUAUAGGUGGAUUUGUAAUUUAAUAUCUACAUGUAGGCCUUUCAGUGCUGAAAUACUUACAUGUAGCAGAAUGCAGUCCAUAUCCCCAAGCAUUUCUUCCUUUAUUUCCUGUAACAAUACUUAUUUCUUAACCCCCCCCCCCCCUGAACUUGAUGUGCUUCCAGUAUAACAAGUUUUUUCUUUUGACAAGUGCCUUGAUAAAGUUGAUAGUCUUUUGAGAUUCAGUUAUAAAGCAACAGUCAAUGACAAUCCACCAGCUUUUUCAAUUAAAUUGCAUUAUAUUUAUUUAUUUUUAAAUUUUGAUUUCACUUUCUUUCAUUUAUUCAUUUAUUAUUGAUUAUUUUAUUUUUAUUUAUUUAUUCCUUUUUUUUUUUUUUUUUUUUUUUUUUUGGGGGGGGGGGGGGAGGGGCCCGGAACAAGGUAUAUACAUUACAGCCACAUAUCCUAGUAGAGGGAAGGGGGUAGUAAAAGAGUGCUCAGUAUCGAAAAGUGAUCUAAAUUGUGAUCUAUCAUGGUUAUAAAAUCUAUGUAAGCUCUGUGUACUGUAGGAGUGACAGUAGGACAGUUGUGAAAAAUCCCUUCAUUUACAUUGUACACUGUAGGUAAAACCCUUUCCGUUAUAUGUUUUUUAGGCCCCUUUUGACUUUCUAAUAUGUUUUUUUAACAAGGUGAAUGGAAAGGCGAAUUUACUUAAUUUCCAUUUAACUCUCCUUUUUGUUUCCAGUACCAUUACUAAACUAAUAUCAGUACUUGCAAAUUAUUUAUACAUACAUGUGUAUUAAUAAUAAUACGCAUGGUUCCUUGCUCACUUAGUGGUUAACCUGGUGACUACCAAAACCAGGUUAUUCCUUUAAAACCUGUUUGAAAUCUGCAGUCGAUAGGUUUAGUUUGAUAACUGGACUGUCUGGAACUCCUACUCUCUUAAUUCUCCUCCUAUUUAAAAAAAAAAUGCAAUCACUCCGAACUUUUUUGCCAUCCGUUGUAGUCUGUAUCGUGAAUCGUCUGAGUUUUUUGACGUUAUGUAAUGUACUACUAGUAAGUAGUAUUAUAUUAUUGACUAUGAUUGUGAAAUUAUCUGUACACCUGAAAGCUUUUUUUUCUUGAAUGUGGUAUGAUUCAUGAUAUUUCCUUUCUUUGUUCCUUCUGUUGGACAACUUUACAUUCCAUCUUUUAUGCUUUUGUGUUUGGUCAACCAACUGGAGCCAGAAGAAUGUUGUAAAAAAAAUAGUCUCAUUAGUGGUAUUCUUAUGAAUCACAUCCACCUGAUCGUGAGUUUGUUUACUAGACCUUGUUCAAGGUUGGAGUAGAAUUCCUAAGACAAGAAUACCAGCUCUUAUCGUGUACUUUAUUCUGAUGGAUGGAUGUGAAGGUACCUAAUGCAAAAAUCCAUAAUUGUGCCUUAUUUAAACCCCACUAAUGCACACAAGUAUAGAUCCCACCUUCAAAUAAUGAUAAAAAAGAAUAAUUGUCAUGUACUACACACAUUUCUCCGUAACUUAUAUUUCUGUUGCAUCUAUUAGUGAACAAAUAUGGAGGCCUACACAUGUCCGUAAUUUUUUGUUGGUUUGGGUAUUUAUAGGCAGUAAAGACACAGUGUUUUUUGUAAGGGUCAUGUGAAUACUGAACCUUUGACCAGGGGAGCAAUUCAUGAAAUGAAUACUAGUAUUCACUGAUCUUCAUCGACUUACUUACAUGUAUAAGCUACUGAAAUACUUGUAUGUGAUUGGCUCGGAGCUAAUUUAUCAGUGACAAUUACUAAAUAUUUGUUUCAUGAAACAGUUCCCCGGUAUUUAUAAUUUUAAAUGUUUUGACUGUUUUCCUUUUAAAAAAAGGCUUUAAACAAAGUAAUCGAUCUGUUAUUGUCUGUUCAACUUGAAAGUUUGUAUUGAGUCUUUAAUACAAUAUUGUACGCUUAUAAGGCCAGAAUUACAUGUAACAGUUUUGUUUUUUAACCAUUGUCUACUGAUUUCAUACAUUAAUUACACUUUAAUUUUUAAUAGGGUGCUCAUUGAGAAAGGGUCCACAUUUGACAAAGGUGGCUAAUUUCAUGCCUGUUUGUAACUGGCUUGUUAUAUAAAGUCCUAAACUCCUGUGUCCUCUUUCUGUAAUUGAAUAAAUAAAAGGCGGAAUUAUAUGAAUUCAAAACAGUUUAUUAUUUAAGCAGUGGACUCAAUGGUAACAAAAAACUUAAAUUGCUCUGCAUAUGAUACCUGGCAAAAAUGUGCAGGCAUUCAUGGAUAAAAUGAUGAAAUCUGCAUUAUGACACCAUGGUCCAAAACCAAUUUUCAUGAUCCCCAGCCAAAGUUUUUAUAAAAUAGCCUAAAUUGACCAAAAUAAAUCCAAAAAAAAUCUUUCCUCUGAAGAAUUUCCCUUUGUAAUGUAUGAAAGUAACUUUGGGUGAAUUUAUACAAGUUUAUGUUCACUAUUUGCAACAAAGUUUAUAUAUAUAUAUAUAUAUAUAUAUAAAUGUGCAUGUUUAGCACAAUCAUCUUUUGAGUCUAAGAAAGGCAAUGUAAUGUGCAUUUCAUAUUACACUGUACAUGUAAUGUAUGUACGACUGACCGAGAAAAGUUCCAUUCCCUUGCUGAGUACAAAGUCUAUUUCCUGUAUUAUGCACAUUACAUGUAUGUAUACACUUAUUUACUUUUGAGUAUGGGUAGGGAAUUUACAUGCACAAUAAGUUUUAUACAUGUACAUGUAUGUGCAUUGUAUGCAUGAUGUAAUUUUGCACUGCAGAUCUGAUCUCUCAUACAUGUAGGUUUUUUUUUUGUCGUCACUGUACAUGUACAGUACAUGUACAAUCCCGGUGUACAAUGUAGUUUUCAUGAUGUCCAAAACGUUUUCUUCCAUGAUUGAAUAAAAAGAAAUAAAUUGUACCCUUUCAUGUACUGUACCUCCACAAUUCGAUGCAUUCUGUGUGUGCAUUAAAAAUUUUUUGCUUAAUCAAGUUCCUAUCCUCAUAAAGCACAAAUUAUAUAUUCAUGUAUUGUUUUUUUUUUUUGCAUUGGUAAAUACUAAAAACUAUGUAUGUAUGGUAGGCCUAUUGCUGUCUUGCCUGGCUGUACUAUGAAAACAAAGUAAGGGGAAUUUGUGCAGACAGUGAUAAAUGAAUGGAGGGAAUAUGUCUACUGUAAGUACUGUAUUUUAAAACAAAAUUCAUGGAUUGAUGAAAUUGUGGAGUUGAGCUGUGUGUGACUUCCUGCCUUUAUCUAUUGGUUUCCUCUUUGAAACUGAACUACAUGUAUCUCACAGCCUUUCAUGUAUACAUCGUCAUUCUGCAAGUAAAAGGGCAAUAUGGCUGAUAUAAAAGAUAUUCUGUUUUUUAAUAAAUUUUCUGAUAUCUUCAAAAUGACCAAAAUUAGUUUUUUUUUAAUGAGAAGAAAAAAAAUCCAAACUUUUAUGAAAAUUUGAAAGAAAUUGGACAAUGUUUGAAUAAUGACAUUUCUACGAAAAGGGCUGCAACUUUUAUGCAAGAAAUACAACAUGGGUCUAGGAUUUGCAAGAAAUUCCUAUACAUGGAUACCCUGUUUCUUUAUACCUUGGUCACAUUUGAUCUACGGCGGCCGUACGGCGAGUCGAUAACAGCCGUUUUCUUCAUUUUUAUUCAAACCACCUCUAUGUAGCUGGUACAAAAAAUGUUAAAACGGCUGUUUUCGACUCGCCAUACGGCCGCCGUAGAGCAAAUGUGACCAAGCUAUUAAGUCUGUGUCUGAAGAUGGACAACUACAUGUAGGGGUUCAUGGUAUGGGGACUCGCACCCUUGUAAAAAGAUUACCGGUAGUCAGUGUCUAGAGUGUCCUCCCCCCAGUUAAAUAACAAAGAUGUUUAAGUCCUUACAUAAACAUGUACUUCAAUGUUGGAUCUGAGAAAUCUGUUUUGUGUACAUGCACUAAGCAGUAAACCACUAAAUGUUUGAGAUCACUGUAAUACCAGGAACUUCAUUAGAAAAUACGUUUGAUACAUUAACAUUUAUUGGGAAACAGGAUGUUUGCAUAGAAAACACUGCUAAGUAGUCAGUUUCAUUUUAUUUGGAGAAUAGUUUACUCUGGAGUCAUAUCUUUUUUCUGAACUGUAUUUUAUCAAUUUAUUUUUUACAUAUAAUUCUGUUAAAGGGACACUCCAGGCUGAAAAUAAUUAUACAAGAAAAAAUAGAGUAAACAAAUUCACCGUGCAAAAUGCUGAAAAUUUCAUCAAAAUCUGAUAAAUAACAAAGGUAUUGAAUUGGAAAGUUUAACAAUUUUUUUUAGAAAACUCUUAUGAAUGUCAUCAUGAAUAUUCAUUAGGUGGGCUGGUGAGGUCACAUCCCCACUUUCCUUUUUCUUAUGUUAUUACAUGAAAUCAUAAAAAGGACAUAUUUCCAUAGAUGUGGGUAUUUAUUGUAUUCUCCCUCAUGAAAUAAGCAGUAAAUAUCUAAUUAGAUAUUUACUGCUGCAACUUAUUUCAUGAGGGAGAAUACAAUACUCACAUCUAUGGAAAUAUGUCAUUUUUAUGCAUUAAAUCAAUUGUAAAUCAAUUCCUUUUUAAUUCUUGGAGGACAUAAUUACAUAUAACACAAUAAAAAAGAACAGGUUGGGAUAUGACAUCAGUUUGCUAAUUGAAUUGAAUCUGAAUUUAUUACCAAAUCUCACUGUCAGGUACAAUUACAUGGAAUAUUAAUCACAUACGACCAAAACAUUUGGUAAUUGGAGCUCACAUAAUCCAAGAUGCUAAUCAAGGUUAUAGCCCCAGAUGAUGUCAUUAUCAUAGUUUGAACAAUAAUUUUAACUAAAUCACAAUAUCGUACAUCAAAUUCAGUAUUAAUUCUUACUAUUACUGGAAGAGACAAUUGCGGCCAUUUUAGUGAACAUAUUUACAGAAAAAAGUGUCUUAAUUAUUCACAAAAUCUUUAUACAUAUUUUUUUCAGGCAUUAUAUACCACACUUUAUUUAUGAUAUUAUUCCAGCAGCAUUAGUUUUAAUGAUUUGCUAAAUAUCUUGCGACUGGGGGUGUUUCUAAUAAUAUUACUUAGCAGAUAACUGAAUAUUAAUGAAGACAUACAUUAAAAAAAAGUUUCACCGAAAUAAUGCAAAUCUUUAAAAUAUCAUAACUUUGUUAUUCCUUGUCCAAUUUUGAUAACAUUUUCUGUGUUUUGUUUGUCUGAUUUUUCUUUAUCUGUUCAAAUCAUACUAUUUAAAAAAGAUUCCAUUAAUACCAGUAAAUCAAUACUAAAAAUCUGUUAAUUUUUUUUUACUUUUCAUGUGAAAAUUCAUUGAAUGUACCUUUGCAAAACAGUUUUUGAUGCACAUUUUCUAUGACAAAAUAAAAUUUACAUUUUAAAUCAAGUUACAGGUUUUCAGAAACGGAAAAGAAAAUUUCAUGGAACAGGAAAAUCACUGCUCCUAUACACUUGCAUGUGUUCAGUAAUAUCAACAAUAUUUAAAGAAAAGUAUUUUUUUAUACUGCAACUUGCCUUUAACUACAUGUAGAAAUAUUCAAAGUAAAUUUAUUGCACUCAAAUGAUGGGGUAAUGAUAUUUAGCAAAUAUCCCUUCUGUCAUUUGGUUGAAAGACUAAGGUCUAAUUUCCAGAGCCCAUUUGGUCUAAAUAGCCAGUUUGGUCUUCUCUUCCAUUUGUUCAGGUAGAUAUCUCAUGGUUUGUUUACGUGUUAGAAAAACAUAAAAAUUAAAUGUUUUUGCUUUGGCGAGAAAAGUGUUACUCCUUACUGAGAUUGUUGAAAACCUAUAUCAUGUACAUGUAUAUCAUGUAACAUCUGUAAGUUUGAUUUUAUAUCAUGUCCUUCAUGUAAUUAAAACAAAUUAAAUGUCACUUGCACACUGAAUUCAGAAAAAGCAAAUCAUUCAAGUUUGAGCUUCAUGUGUUGCCUUUAGAAUUGGCGAGGAGGGAUUGUACAUGUACCCGCCGUUUGCAUUGAUGUACAUGUAAUAGGAGGAAAUUUCCUAACAUGGAUAAAUCAAAGUCAUGAUUAUAAAAUUGUGUGAUUUGGCCCUCAAGGUGUCAAAUUAGAACUUUGCAAAAUGUUAUUUGCAAGUAAUGAUAUUGACCACUAUUAUUAUUAUUAUUGUAAAACAACGUAUUAUGUUAACUUUCCACUGUGUCCAUGGCUCUUCCCCAGUACCUCAUUUUACUGAUCAAAAGUUAUACCCCUUCAAGAUCCUUACGUUCCUCCUCUUCCAGUUCUCUCGUUACCCCCAAAGUUUCCAAAAGCUGGGGGGGGGGGGGAAGAUAAUUUGUUCACUCAUCCUCCAAGUUAUGGAAUAGCCUCCCUGAAAACAUUAAAAAGUGCUUGACCUCUGAAACUUUCAAACAAUACCUUAAAACAUAUCUCUUCAAUUCUUCUUAAUUUCGUUUAUGAUUUCCUACAAAGAGCCCUGAGCACUCGACAGAGUGGAUUUGGCGCAAUGUAAGUCUAAUUAUUAUUAUUGUUGUUAUUAUUAUUAUUAUUGUUAUUAUCAUUACUAUUUCUAAACACAAAUGAGAGGCACACCUUGGGGGUGUUUCACAAAGAUUUAAGUAUGACUUGGUGUCGCACUUAAAUACCGAGUUGCAUUCGGUAUAAAAGGCUUGACAGCAUUGAUCAGAUCAUGCCUAUAGAGGAUGUGCAUUGAUCAAUAAGAUUGCGCGUUGCAUAUCAUGUACACGCCGGCAUUUAAGUGCGACUCUUAGUCAUACUAAAAUCUUUUUGAAGCACUCCCAGGAUUAUGAUACUUUACGUCAUGUAGUAAAAUGGAAAUGUAGUACAUACAUGUGUAUUUAGGUGAUAAAUAUUUUGUAUAUAUCCAUCAUGUUUAUGAAUAUGAAUAUGUUUAUCUUGAACGAUUCAAAGCAUUUUAUGUAUCAAAAUGUAAACAUGUAAUCAGAAUGAUAUGUGUUUGAACUCAUAUGUCUGUAGUACUAUGUGAGUGGAAAUGUUAAUCAUUUUGGGGUACUUGAUCAUUUUAUAUAGAAUGAAGGAAAAAAAUCAGAGCAUCUUGAUUGCUUUUGUAACUGAUUACUAUUUUGUACUGUUUUUCUGCCUUUUCUAAUGUUUUGUAACUAUUGUAUUUUUGUAUACCAGCAGUGCUUGAAUCUGAAGUUGACUUUUAAAGCCACAUAAUAUAUGAAAGAAAUGUGAUGUGUACUGUUCAUUUUUAAUGCAUUUUUAUCAAAUGCUGUUUUUUUUUGUAACAAAAUAAAUGCAGACAAUUUGUAAGCAAAUGAAAAUUA
Messenger RNA from Lytechinus pictus (painted urchin), 9501 nucleotides. RefSeq lists its product as uncharacterized. The record is from RefSeq and is a predicted model, not a curated record. Gene Ontology annotation, biological process: phosphatidylinositol phosphate biosynthetic process; intracellular signal transduction; regulation of growth. Gene Ontology annotation, cellular component: phosphatidylinositol 3-kinase complex. Gene Ontology annotation, molecular function: 1-phosphatidylinositol-3-kinase regulator activity. The transcript has a single exon. Lineage: Eukaryota; Metazoa; Echinodermata; Echinoidea; Temnopleuroida; Toxopneustidae. The coding region runs from base 139 to 1755 and encodes 538 amino acids.